AUGGAGAUGGAACCAAGUCUGCCGAAAUCGGAGGUACUGCAGCCAGGCACCGACUGUAGAUUCACCACCAGCACCCUCGUCCUUGAAGCGCAGCGUGAUAGACUCGGGUUUAAUGACAACAUCGAGCCAGACGACGAGGGUGACGGGGAGGGCGAAUCCACACAGCCCCCCGAGGAGCAAACUGCGGCCCUAAGACCCCUAAACGCCCGGGAGCGCGCGGCUUGUUAUAGCCUAAACGAUGACCUUACAGACGGCAAGCUGCCCCUGGUCCGGUCCAGAUUCUCUAGCCACCAUUUCUCCAUCGUCAUCUGCGAUGAGGGUCAUGUGCUCAAGAAUGCUGAUUCCAAGGCACAUCAGCUCGUUGCGGACAUACAAAAGGACGCACUGCUGAUCUGCACCGCGACCCCAAUGCUCAACCACCCAGCUGACAACCUCAGCUACCUCCGCUUUGGGUUUUCGUGGCUUCCUGAAAUCCCCUGGCUCCCCGACGACCUGGACAUCAACUCACUGUACGCCCCUGAGUUUGAUAUCGACCGGGAAGUGCUUGCACAGCAACUAAAUGCCUAUUUCCAAGAAUUCUCCCCCCGAUUCUCGAUCCAACGAACCCUCUCUCCAACAACAACUAAUUCUGCUAGCUCCUUCUGGCUUAUGCCCAGAGCACAAUCAGACAUUUAG
This is a messenger RNA of Thyridium curvatum, 675 nucleotides long. RefSeq lists its product as uncharacterized. Gene Ontology annotation, molecular function: ATP binding; ATP-dependent chromatin remodeler activity. The coding region runs from base 1 to 675 and encodes 224 amino acids. The transcript has a single exon. Lineage: Eukaryota; Fungi; Ascomycota; Sordariomycetes; Thyridiales; Thyridiaceae. The record is from RefSeq and is a predicted model, not a curated record.